GCUUCUUAUUGAUGAAGCUCUGAAGGGCGAGAGGCAACAGGAGGGAAGGCGAGGAACAUUGAUCAGACAGACUCUGGCGUCCUACUGCCGCCCCUGUGUGCGUGUGAGGACACUGUCAAAAGCCUUGGUGGAUCUUAGCAUCAAAGAAGAAGGCAUUGCUGCAGAACCGAGCAAUACAACGCUUUUGCACGUGGCAUCAAAGCACGGACUCAUAGACGUGUGCUCAGAACUGGUACGGCGAGGCUGCAUUUUCAAGUAUGCCGAGGAUGUCGGGAACCAAAGUCCGCUGGACGUGGCCAUGAACGAUCAAGUUCAUGAAAGCCUGAUCGUGCCCACCUUCAUUUCCAUUUGCAAAUCGAUCACGAGUCGGUCAGAAAUCGUUGGUCCUCAGGAGUCGAUUCAGACGCGGAUCGCCAAUGCUGACGAAAGAGCUCUCGGAUUUUUGCGGAAAUUGAAGUCCCAGAACAAGACCCUUUGGCGGAUUUUGAGACUGACAAAUCCUCAUGAGGACAACUACGGAAUCAUAGACUAUGCCGCCAUGUUCGGUCUUAGAGGCUUUUUGAAAGACAUCAUUGACCGCAUUGCCGUUGAGAUCGAGGAUGAUCAACCUGUCUCCUUUCGAGCCGAAUUGAUCGGCACCGCUCUGCCAAGAUAUUCCAACAGCAAAAAACUAAUCGAUGACAUUCGGAACCUUUUUGCUGAGAAUGUGGAUUCUGAUGUUUGGAAAAAAGCAAAGCUCAAGACCUUGCUCGCUGAGCUUGAUGGCAUAGAAGAGGAGGAGGCUGUCGCCGUUGUCAAGUUGCUCUUGGAGGACGAUCCAGACAAGCUGGUGAAGUUGAGGGAUCCCGUGGAUAAUACGGCUUUGCAUUUGGCAGCAAAUCGAAACAAUGACAAAGUGGUGCAGUUGUUAUGUGACAAGAAGGCACACCCAGAAGUGAUGAACAUGCACCAGGAGCGUCCCUUACAUCUUGCGGCCAGGACGCAUAGCUACGAGACUGUGAAGUAUCUUCUAGAUUUAGGUGCUCUACCGCAUUUUUGCAACUCGAGCAAAGAGACCCCGCUUCACCUUCUGACGAAGAACUUGACCCAUCAUUUGUCGAGGCAACCAUCAGAAGUCGAUUUCUGCAAAGUCAUGCAAAUACUGAUCGACCGAUUGCACGGGGACAGAGAUCAUCUAUACUUGAUAGAAAAAGACAGCAACGCGAAGACUGCCUUGGAUUACCUGAUCCAAACAGACCAUGAAAUGGCCUGUGAUCCGAUUGUUUACCUCGUGCAGAAGCUCCCUGAUUCUAUGCGGAAUGCGGUUAUCCUGGAUUAUCUCCAUACGUUGACUGUAUCCAAGACAUCUUGCUCGCACAAAAUCAUCGAGGCUCUCUUCAGUGGUGUGGAUGCAGCGGAGGUGCCGAAGCUGCUGGCCUCUCGGCAUCCCACGGAUCACUUCACUCCACUGCAGCGCUCUGCCUGGAAGGGCCAUGCUGACACCACAAGGGUCAUUCUAGAUUUGCUUGGAUCAGUGGCUUCCAAACAAUCGAAAGAACACCUGCGCAAAGCUCUCCAACCAGGUGCAAAAGCGUCAGAAGGAACUCGUAGGUCCAGUGUGGAUGACUAUCAGUUUGCCGAGCUUUCUUAUGAUGAAGGUGAGCGAAGAAGAAUUCUUGACGAACAACUCUACACGUUGUCACCGCUUCGAUUGGCUGCGAAACAGAACCACGUCGAGGCGGCGAAGGAACUAGCGCGGAGAUGGCUGGAAGUGGUGCCAGAUGAGAAUGGGAUCAAAGCGAUCAUGGAUCGUGAUUUUAAGCCAGAGCUUGACGGCGAUAAGACUGCCACUCUCAAUGAAGAAGUGCAACGCGUUAUUAAGCUUGGCGAUCAAUCCUUGUUGGCUGCAGUGAAAGCUGGAGACAAAAGAGUCGUGGAGGAUAUCUUGACUCAGAACCGAGGGUUGGCGGAAAGCUGCAAGGAUGCAAAAGGAAAUUCCCCUUUGCACUACGCAUUCUAUCUGAAUCCUUCAGAUCAGAUUGAGAUGUGCAAGCUUCUUUUGGCAAACAACUGCAGUCUGGCUGCGAACCAUGAAGGAAAGACGCCUUUGUUAGUCCUGUGUGAACGUCGGGCUCAAAUGAUGUGGAAGGCCGAAGACUCGAGCUAUAAGAUCGACUAUGACCCAAAUGAUCCUAUCCAACGCGUCCGCAACUUCGACGAACGUUCGCUUAUCGUUUUGGAGGAGCUCCAAUACGAGAAUCAACAUGAUGAGCCUGAUGAACUUGGCAAAGACAUGCUGGCGGUUGACAUCGAGCUCACUGAGAAGAUCCUGACUUCCGCUCUCGAGCGAAAACACGACAAUUCGUUAGAAGAUAUGUUGGCAGCCAAGAGUGGUGGCAAAACAGUCUUUGAUAUUCUUUGCCAUGGUCUUGAAAAUGCGGCUUUCCACGAGUGGACGCACGUGCUGAACAAGUUCCUUAGACUGGCGUGGCUGAAGCCUUUGAAAUCGCAAGGAGGAGACUUCAAAAUACCUUGCAAAUUGAACAUGACCCUGUUGGCUUUGGCAGUGCUCGUGCAGAGCCAUGAGGUGGGGCACUUUUUGGACAGUGGAGAUCCACUCGAAGUUAUUUGGGGAGAGGACACGCCAUUUUACUACGCUUUGCAUUUGAGACGCAUAGAUUUGGUGGAGAAAAUGCUGGCUCGACUGAAGCGCACCGAGAAGCUGCAUCGACUCGUAGAAAUUUUGAAUUCUCAUGACUUCACCAAUCACUUGGUCUUCUGGCGACAGGACAUUGUGGAGAUGAUAGUGGAGACAUUGCCAGGGCCGCACUUGGUACAGUUCUUGCGUCAUAGCAACAACUUGGACAAGUGCUUCAAGGUGGCCAGCCCACGCAUCUUCGAUGCCUUGAGGAUAACUCUCGGUUCCGAAGCACUGAACAAUGUGCCUCAAUCUGUGGAAUGGCGGUUUGGUACGAAGGCCUGGACGCUGGUUCAUAUCCUGGCCAGCAUUGGAGAUCUUGCAAACCUAGAGGAGCUGUGCAAACUCCUGGAGAGUACCUUGCUCAACGAAGUGUUGAACGCAAAGGACAAGGACGGCAACUCCCCAUUGCACCACGUGAUGGCUUUCAUUGGAUGCAUACACGUGAGACACACGUCUGUGCAAAGUUGUCAAGGGCGUUUUUUCCCACAAAAGGCGUCUGACGAAGAUGGUAAUCUCUACUACAAAAAAUUUGGCACCGUGCUUGGCCUUCACAAGGCUACGAACGUUUACAUUCGUUUGAAACAUGAUUUCGGGCAGCCGAGCUGGGUCUUUGAAAGUGAUGAUUGGUCUUCCGCCCGCUUUGAUGAGCGCUACUUCCAGACCUGCUUGGAGGUCAAGAAAGAUGAAAUUCCUAUGAACAAACUGAGCUGGAAGGCCCUUCGCAUGAACGAUGUGUUGGACGGGUUGGAUGAUUGGAAACGCAAUACAGACAAAGCUCCUCCAGUGGCUCGCUUGUUGAUCGAAGCAAGAGCCGACAUCACGAGUCAAAAUCGGCGAGGAAGGACGCCUUUGCAGGAAUGUUUGCUAAAGCCGGCUCUGAAGCGCUUCCAAGCAGAAAUUGCUGAUCUCUCUGUGGUACUCAUGGGGGAGCUCGACUUGACCAGGUGUGGCGAAAAUGGUUCAAAUCUUCAUCGUUUCGGGAGUAAGCCUUUGAAUGUGGCCUUGGAGCACGGCUGGCACUUACCUCUAGUCCGGCGUGUGCAAACUGUGGCGCGAUUGGCAGUAUCUUUGGGCAGUGAGUUGGGAGCAGAGCAAGUGGACAUAAAGGGAUUGAGUGGCUUGACAGAGCCGGGAUUCUCGAGCUGUUUGUCAACAUGCUUAUUGGAGGAAAGCGAGUGUAUGCUGAAGAAUAUUUCUUGCAACAACUUGCCCGACUUGGCAAAGAUCUGGCUUGUUCCAGAACCGCUCGACGAGACUAAACCUCUGUAUUCUUGCAGAAUACACAGACUGACAGAGCAAGAACCCUGUACCAUUGAAGUUGAUUUCAUGGACAUUGUGGAGAACACGAGCCCUUGUCUAAAGUCUGCUGUCGGCAGUGUGGAUGUGUCUAUCGGGCUCUACCGCAAUCCUUUUUUGGCAGAGAUGGAGCAGGGCGGCGUGCCGCAGUUCUUUUUGAACGGCGUGCGCGGUGAAUGUCAAGGACCUUCCACAUGUCUACAAGUCAUGCAGAUAAGCCCGUUCCGAGCAGUUGGACUUCCAGGUGGUUUGGAGGGCUCUGGGAAAUUCUACUACGAAGUCGAGAUGUCCAGCAUUGAACCUAUUUGGUGGGGAAUGGUUGGAUGGGCAACAGAGAGCUUCUCCAGAUAUAAGGAGGGGAACUUCAUGGGCUUUGCUUUCCACGAAGAUGGCUGGACGGAGGAUCCAGAGGAUUGCGAGGCACCGUAUUUUGAUCCCUACCAAUCCACCACAUGGUGGGAUGGCCAAGAUACCGUUUGGGCUGACUCUGAUGUCUUUGGACUGGCUGUUGAUAUUGACAAGGGUGAGGCAACAAUCACCAAGAAUGGCGAGAACAUUGUUCAGAACCAAUCUCUGGAUCUCAUGGGUUGGGGGCCUCUCGCCCUUUGGAUGGAAGAUCCCGUCCUGGCCGAAGGAAUGGUCUGUGCGCCCGGCAGUGGACCCGAAGUCGAGCGGUCAGGCCCAG
Molecule: messenger RNA, 4661 nt
Organism: Cladocopium goreaui
Lineage: Eukaryota; Dinophyceae; Suessiales; Symbiodiniaceae
Source: the annotation of a GenBank genome assembly